AUGGCUGACUAUCUCAAAAGUCUUCUCGGCGGGUCAAAGCCGGAGCCUGAUGCCGAUGAUGACUUCGCCGAUUUUGCAGGAGCUCCAGACCCAAAACCAGUAUCUGUAGUACCUGCACAACCCAAUAAUGUUGGAGCACACGGAGCUCAGCCGACAUUGGGCGCCCCACCUCAGAUUUUGUACACAAAGUGGUAUCGAGUAUGGGAAAGGACGACCCCACGAGAAUUUCUUCCGGAAGCUGUCAUACUACCGUUCAUUCUGGUGAUAGUCGCGUUUCACUUAUGGGGACGUCGAGCGAACAAGGCAAAAGCGAAAGCAUGGAUUACGGCUCAUGCCCCCAUACUGGAGAAAGAGUACGCUCAAGUAGGCUUCGGCCCUGCAAGAGCACCGAGUGUCGACGAUGUGCAAGCUUCUGGCCUCGCAAAUGCAAUGGCGUCGACUGAGAAAGAAGUGCCGGAAGGUUUGCUUAAGGAAAAGUCUGCGCAAGAAUAUAUUUCGUACGCAAGCGGCCGCCAAAAUGUUGCUUUCACGGACGUGAGGAUUUCCUUGUACAAGAGAUACAACCCGGCUACAUUCCUUGUGGAAGCAGCGCUGAGUUUCGUUUUUGAGAGCAUACCGCCGCCUAUAGAGAAGGUAGACAUCACUAGUUAUGCCUUUGAUGGACGGGAGAAGGAGCUUGUUCCUGCAAGAACAGACGAGCAGAAAGAUUCCAUUGUCGAACAAGGGAAGAGCAAGAGCUCCGUUUACGAUCCAUUCGUCUUCUCAGUCGUUCACAAAGAAGCUAUGAAGAAGCUAAGAGAUGAGCGCUACGACGUCUCUCUCACGGUGACACGGGACCAUGCAAAGCUUCCCGCAUGGGCCGCUGUGAUGAGCGAGAGCGCUGAGAUUACUGAAGCACUACUCACCAAAGACUUGAUCAAGGCACUCGAAACUGCCGGUGAUACUUUCAAGUACCUCAUCAUUACUGAUCAGCCAAUUGACAAGCCCCAGACAAUCGACGAGACGAAACCCCGCAAACGAAUGUCACUAUCCUUUUCGCUCCCCUCCGGCUCUGACCCUUCGUCGUAUGAACCGACUCUCCCCAUCUUCAACUACUUCCUCCGUCUUCCCGAUCAAUUGACAGCCCAAGCACACUUCCGCCCUGAAGUCAACCGGAAGAUUCGUACCGUCCGAGAAGAGGAACAAAAGAAAUUAUCGAAGGCAAGUGAGGAAGAAAAAGCAGAGGAGAGACGGCUUGAGACCGAAAAGAAAAAGAGGGAGAUCAGAGAUAAGAAGCUGAGAGGGAUGAGCGCUGAGGAGCAGAAGAAGUUCCUGGAGAAAGAGAAAGAGAAGAGUACAAAGAAGCAGGAGAAGAAGCGGACGCAGAAAGCGUAA
Bacidia gigantensis is the source of this 1374-nucleotide messenger RNA. RefSeq lists its product as uncharacterized. Gene Ontology annotation, cellular component: endoplasmic reticulum. Gene Ontology annotation, molecular function: calcium ion binding. Gene Ontology annotation, biological process: endoplasmic reticulum calcium ion homeostasis. Lineage: Eukaryota; Fungi; Ascomycota; Lecanoromycetes; Lecanorales; Ramalinaceae. Bases 1 to 1374 code for a protein of 457 amino acids. The record is from RefSeq and is a predicted model, not a curated record. The transcript has 3 exons.